GAAAAACUCGGUGAAGGAGGCUUUGGAACGGUCUUUGCCGGAACACGUGUUUCUGAUGGCCUACAGGUGGCCAUAAAGUUUGUUCGAAAACAGCAGAACGAUCGAUAUGUCCAAAGCUCUGUUAAUUCCAGGUCAAUUCCAAUAGAAGUGGCCCUGAUUGAAAAGAUGAGUGAACCACCAGUUAAAAGCAUCAUACAACUUAUCCAGUGGUUCGAUGAGCCAGAGCGCUAUAUUGUGGUCAUGGAGCUCUUUCGUCCUUGCAUGGACCUGCUUGACUUCAUGUGCAGCAAGCGAGGUUUCUUUACAGAAAAGAAGGCCAGACAUAUAAUGGUUCAGGCAAUAAAGGCAGUUACUGAGUGCCACAAGCGAGGUGUCCUCCACAGGGACAUAAAAUUGGAGAACUUCUUAAUCAAUACAAACACUUUUGAGGUCAAGUUGGUCGACUUCGGCUGUGGUGACUUCUUUACAGAACGUGAACUGAAUCAUUAUAUAGGCACUGAAGAAUUCUGCCCUCCAGAGUUCUUUCUGUCGAGGAGCUAUCACGCCGCUCCUUCAACGGUGUGGUCUUUAGGUGUGUUUUUGUACACUAUGGUCCAUGGAUACCACCCCUUCACAACCAGGCAUGAAAUCAUUGCUGGAGAUCUUCGCUUCGGAGACCACCUGUCCAAUGAGGUCUGCGAUCUGAUUAGGUGGUGUCUGCAGGAUGACCCGACUUGGAGGCCUAGUUUGCAGCAGAUCUUCGGGCACCCGUGGUUUUAGUGGA
This is a messenger RNA of Astyanax mexicanus (Mexican tetra), 763 nucleotides long. Its product is annotated as serine/threonine-protein kinase pim-3-like. NCBI's taxonomy places the organism in Eukaryota, Metazoa, Chordata, Actinopteri, Characiformes, Acestrorhamphidae. Gene Ontology annotation, biological process: regulation of mitotic cell cycle; protein autophosphorylation; negative regulation of apoptotic process. Gene Ontology annotation, molecular function: ATP binding; protein serine/threonine kinase activity. The record is from RefSeq and is a predicted model, not a curated record. The coding region runs from base 166 to 759 and encodes 197 amino acids. Gene Ontology annotation, cellular component: cytoplasm. The transcript has 5 exons.